Molecule: messenger RNA, 3710 nt
Organism: Vanrija pseudolonga
Lineage: Eukaryota; Fungi; Basidiomycota; Tremellomycetes; Trichosporonales; Trichosporonaceae
Gene: rqh1
Exons: 16
Coding region: 120-623 (167 amino acids)
Biological process (GO): double-strand break repair via homologous recombination; DNA replication
Cellular component (GO): nucleus; cytoplasm; chromosome
Molecular function (GO): nucleic acid binding; four-way junction helicase activity; 3'-5' DNA helicase activity
Source: RefSeq, a predicted model, not a curated record
CUCGUCACUCAUCUAUCACAAUCCCCUCGACGCCAUAACAUUCCACACGAUACACAUGCUUCGCUCCCCUAAUCAUCUCGCAUCUCGUUAAUCGUCAGGAACACCACUCCUGAUCCAUCAUGGCCGUCACGCCUCGCGAGGGCUCCGGCCCCCCUCCACUACCGUCCAACAACCUCGCCGAGAUGCGAGCUCGCAUGGGCGUUUCCUCUGCAAAGCCGACACUCCUGGAGAUUGCCGCUUCAAAACCUUCGUUCAAGCUCGCCAAGAACGGCGAGUCGUCCACCUCGCACCCUUCCCUCACUCUCAAGAGGGAGUCGUUCAGUGAGAUUCCCUACGGCAUGUCCACGUCGACUGGGUCGCCGACCCGUGUUGGCCCUGCGAGGCCCUCGUCUCAGCUGUUCACGCCGUCAUCAGACUCUGGGCGGGCGACCCCAAACCAGAGUGGAACGAGAAGCUAUCCGCCCGAGCUGGACUCUUACUCUCUGGAAAAGCUGAACGCCAUGGUCAUGAGCAAUCAAGAGAAGAAGAUCAAUCUGCUCGAACAGCAGCAGAAUGGGGGCGACGACGAAGACGAUGACCCGCAGACGACAAAGCUUUUACUGCACGUACCACGUGUCUGGUGAUGGACAGUGCUAACCUACCUGCAGUGGAAUGAUUACCAAACGUCUCAACGAGCUCAAGGCCGCAAUCGCAGCCCGCUCGCAGGCGCCAUCCAGCGGCGGCAGUCGGGUGGCAACACCUAGUCACCAGCCACCACCGGCGUCAUAUCCCACCCCGAGUACAGACCCCAUCCAACGAUCAAGAUCAGACCUCCCUCCCUCCGAUCCUCCAUCUUACUCUUCCUCCGGUCCAUCCGCUGCCCGCCCUCGUACACCUGUUCGCCGGCAACCCGAGGCAGGACCAUCUCGACAUGUGUUCGUCCCCAGCUCUCCGCCCCCCGCUUUCGACGACGAAGAUAUUGCAAUGGCAGAGGCUGCCGACGAGUGGGACGAUGCGCCCCAUGAGCUGGUACCUUCGUCUACGCCGCCUCGGGCAGCGCGUCCACCCCAAUCAUCUGGAAACGUCAUCGACAGUUCGGCAGCGCUCGCCGAGUUCGACGACCUCGACAUGGCUCAGGUGUUCUCAUCACCAGAUCGCGGUCCCCCACCACGACACAUUCCAUCGUCUCCUCGUCCCGCAGAUUCUUCCCCACUACGGGGCCCGGCCCUCCCGUCUAGCCAGCAGAACAUGGCACCGACGAAAACAGUCAAGGUUGAUAUCAAGUACUCGUGGAGCGACGAAGUGCAACAAAAGUUGCGGCAGGUGUUCAAGCUUCCGUCCUUCCGGGAAAACCAGAGGGAGGCGAUCAACGAGACGCUGGCGGGCCGGGAUGUCUUCAUCUUGAUGCCGACUGGAGGUGGCAAGAGUCUCACUUAUCAGCUGCCUGCUGUCUGCUCGGGGGGCAAGACCAAGGGAGUCACCUUUGUCAUCUCGCCACUCAUCUCCCUGAUGAAUGAUCAGACGCGGCACCUUAUCAAGCUCAAUAUCCCGGCCAUUGCUUAUACUGGCGAAAUGAGUACGGCGGAUAAAAAAAUUGCCCACGACGAGCUUGGCCGAAGCAAGCCGUACACCAAGGUGGUGUACGUGACGCCAGAGAUGCUCACCAAGGGUGGGCGGAUCAAGUCUAUCAUCCGCGAUCUCAUCAGCCGCAAUCAAUUGGCACGCUUCGUCAUUGACGAAGCGCACUGUGUGAGCCAGUGGGGCCACGAUUUCCGCUCAGACUACCUGCGACUUGGCGAGCUGCGGCAAGACUACCCAACGGUGCCAAUCAUGGCGUUAACCGCCACCGCCCCGAACAAGGUGCAAGACGACAUCAUCCGUGUCCUCGGUAUCAAGGGCUGCACAAAGCUGGCACAGUCCUUCAACCGGCCCAACCUCUUCUACGAGAUCCGCCCCAAGGCGAAGAAUGUGCUCGCUGAUAUCGCGGGCUUCAUUGGGACCCAGGGCGGGGGUUCCAGUGGUAUUAUCUACUGCUCCUCCCGGGAGAAGUGUGAAGUCGUUGCCAGGGAGUUGCGUGACACGUACAAACUUCGAGCGUGGCAUUAUCAUGCCGGAAUGCCAAACGGGGAUCGCAAGAAGAUCCAGGAAGGGUGGCAAGAUCACAAGUUUGAGAUUAUUGUCGCAACGGUGGCAUUUGGUAUGGGCAUUGACAAGCCUGACGUGCGAUUCGUCAUUCACCACUCUCUUCCUCGCUCCCUGGAAGGCUACUACCAAGAGACAGGGCGAGCUGGCCGUGAUGGCCAUCCCUCCGUCUGUGUUUUGUAUUAUGCUUUCAGCGACUCAAAGUCUGCCUUCCACAUGAUCGACAAGGACAAGGACCUCGACUAUGCCCAGAAGGAGCGGCAAAAGGAGGCCAUGUGGUCAGUCAUCAGAUUCUGCGACAACCGGGCCGACUGUCGGCGCACCGCCGUUCUUGCCUUCUUCAACGAGAAGUUCAAUCCAGCGCUCUGCCGGCAGACCUGCGAUGUCUGCCUCAACUCUGAAAAAGACAAGUUGGUCCGAAGGGAUGUCACCGACGGAGCAAGGCAGGUCAUUCAGAUGAUGCAGGCCUUUGAUCGCAAAGACCGCAUCACUAUCCUCAAUGCCGCCACCUGCUUCCGCGGCGUUUCCGGGGCCGCAGCCAAGAGGCUCGAUUCGAACCAGUACUUUGGCGUUGGCAAGGACUGGACUCGUGAAGAUGCGGAGCGGCUGAUUCAAGCUGUGCUUAUGGACCGUGGUCUGUCCGAGUUCCACACAUCGAAUAAGGCUGGGUGGAGCAACUCGUAUCUAAUGCUUGGGCCCGACGCCAAGGCCUACUUGAAUGGCCACAAGAAGCUUGUGCUCGAUUUUGAGGCCGAGAAAUCAAAGGGCAACAAGAGGAAAGCUUCAGAUGCUCAGCCUCGCAAGGUUCCAAAAUCGCAAACCCUCAGCCGAACGGGCAACAAGAGCAAGCAAUUGGUCUCCUUGGAGGACGAAUUCGACAACUCGCCCUGGGGUGACACUGAUAACGACGAGGAUCCGAUCGUUGAUGGCGACGACGACGAGAUUCAGUUGAUCGACAACCCCAAGAAGUACAAGGCUUCAACUGGUGCUGCGCUCAGGGCCAGCGGGACAAACGGGGCGAGUGGGGCCAAGGAGCCAAAAGAUGUAGAGCUGGAAGAGGCCCUGCGCAAGAUUCUAGAACGUGACGAGAAGGGCGGGCAACGCAAGGUGGUCAAGACCCUGCUUGAUCGCCUGGUCAAAGAGAAGCCGCGAGACCUGGCCGCUCUGCAGAGUACAAAGGGUGUCUCGCCUGCACUGUACAAGUCUCACGGGCACGCGAUUGUUACUGCCAUCACAUCAAGGCAGUCCAAAGGAUCCGGGGAUAUAGGACAAAGGACUCUUUCCCUGACCCGAGAAAAGAAAGCUUCCUCCUCCGCUGGAGGCGCAACGAGCGCUCCCGCACGGACGGCAUUCUCACUGACCAACAUCCGCUCCUACUCUUAUGACGCGUCACAUGGUAGCGCGCACGGAGCGACCAAAGUCCUGAAUCCACCACGUUCACGAGCGUUUGGGCUUGCGAACAGUCGUCCGGCAGGACCGAGUUUUUGAAACACGAUGACGCUCUUCAAUUCAGCGGCUGUUGUCAAGCGUGCUGCGUCAGGUUCUAAAUGCCUAUGUAAUGUGUUUCCCAUUACACAACAUCAGAUGUG